AUGUCACUUCUCAAUCAACUCUUCAACAGAGGCGUUUUCUCCACUCGAUGCAAAACAUGCUUGAACCUCGCAAUUUCACGCAUGAAGUUGCUACAAAACAAGAGAGAUGUUCAACUGAAACAGAUGCGCAAGGAGAUAGCUCAAUUUUUGCAGGCUGGCCAAGAACCAAUUGCUAGAAUUCGGGUGGAGCAUAUUAUAAGAGAACAAAAUAUAUGGGCUGCAUAUGAAAUAUUGGAGUUAUUUUGUGAAUUUGUCCUUGCACGUGUACCUAUAAUUGAGAACCAGAAGGAUUGCCCACCUGAAUUGCGAGAAGCCAUUGCAAGUAUAAUUUUUGCUGCUCCUAGAUGUUCUGAUAUACCAGACUUACUGCACAUCAAGAACUUGUUUACCACUAAAUAUGGGAAAGACUUUAUCUCUGCAGUAUCUGAACUUCGUCCUGAUUCAGGCGUGAACCGCACAAUAAUUGAAAAGCUUUCAGUUAAUGCUCCAUCUGGAGAGGUAAAACUCAAGGUCUUGACAGAUAUUGCAGAAGAAUACAAUCUAGCAUGGGAUUCUUCUAAAACUGCAGCAGAAUUUAGGAAAAAUCAUGAAGAUCUCCUGGGUGGAACAAAACAAGUUGGUGUUGAAGCUACAGUUUCUCAUGCUUCCAGCAAAAACAGUUCCAUUAACUCGCCAGCUUAUAAUUCGGACCAUUCUAUCAAAUCUACGCACAAUAAACAACAAUAUGCACACGUUGAAACUUCCAUCCCUUCUAACAAUAAUUCUUGGUUGAACACCAAUGAAAUUGAGCAGUCACACAAAAAUAACAACGUCCAAGUUAAUGAUGCUAAAAGUGAGACCAUAUUUCAAUCCUCUGAUAUAUUAGAGAAGGCUCGGGCCGCCAUUGCUUCUGCUAAUCGUGCAACUGUGGCUGCUCGUGCCGCUGCUUCCCUUGCACAAAGUAACUUUGGAUCAUUGAAGCCGGAGGGUGAAUCUUCAUAG
Lathyrus sativus (Indian pea) is the source of this 981-nucleotide messenger RNA. The record is from the annotation of a GenBank genome assembly. NCBI's taxonomy places the organism in Eukaryota, Viridiplantae, Streptophyta, Magnoliopsida, Fabales, Fabaceae.